Rotaria socialis is the source of this 843-nucleotide messenger RNA. NCBI's taxonomy places the organism in Eukaryota, Metazoa, Rotifera, Eurotatoria, Philodinida, Philodinidae. The record is from the annotation of a GenBank genome assembly.
AUGGGUGGCGAUGUGAUCGGAAAUAUUAAUUAUUUUUGUUCCACUAAAGAUGGUUGUCCUCCCUGUGUAAUACCAUACUCGAUCCCAACGAUGCAAAGAUCAAAUAUUGAGUAUGCAUGUGUUCCCAUGACCAUCCACGACUUACGAGGUAAAGAGAAGAGUGUUGAUCUCGACAAAAAUGCCUUUGAAAUACUUGAGUAUAAUGGUUCCAUACAAGAAGAAUUUGAAGAAGGUAGCGAAGCACAGCAAACUUAUUAUAAAGAGAUAAGCAAUAUUCUCAAGCAACGACUGAACGCUUCUAAAGUCAUUAUCUAUAAUUUUGCUUUUCGGAGUCGAGGUGUGCUACAACCCAAUGAACAGUACGAUGACACUCACAGAGAACCUGCCUUAUAUCCUCAUGUUGAUAUCGAUCCAUCUGCAGUUCAGGAUUUAGUAGAAAAAAUACUUGGCAAAGACGAAAGUGAAAGAGCGAUGAAAAAUCGAAUUCAAAUCAUCAAUGUUUGGCGCCCAUUGCGUACCAAUCCAAUCACAAAAAACUCGUUAACACUUUGUGAUUAUCGCUCAGUUAAUGCCGAUAAAGAUGUUCACUCAUACACAGUUCGUGGAGCAAAGCUUCACACUGCAGGCUAUCUUAUGUCACGCGAUGCUCAAGAUGUUCACAGAUGGUACUAUUUAAGUCAAAUGCAACCUGAUGAAAUGUUUGUUUUUAAAAUGACCGACACCAAGCCUGAUGUGGCUCGGUUUGCCUGCCAUACCGCUUUUAUCAACGAGAACGAGUCCACGCCGAGCGUGAAACAGACAAGUCUUGAAAUUCGCUGUUUGAUUCUCUACGGGGAAUCAUAA